Molecule: messenger RNA, 3314 nt
Organism: Oryctolagus cuniculus (rabbit)
Lineage: Eukaryota; Metazoa; Chordata; Mammalia; Lagomorpha; Leporidae
Gene: SAMD11
Product: sterile alpha motif domain containing 11
Biological process (GO): negative regulation of DNA-templated transcription
Cellular component (GO): nucleus
Molecular function (GO): histone binding; DNA binding; chromatin binding
Source: RefSeq, a predicted model, not a curated record
CGGCGGGCGUGUGGGGCGGGGCGGGGCGAGGCGGGGGCUCGGGACCCCCGAACAGGGCGGGAGCAGGGCCGGCGACUCCGGGACUCUCCACGGCCCGGCGCGCCAGGCCUCGGGCUAGCGAGCGGGCGCAGGUGGCCGGGACGCGGGACCCCGGGCGCCCCGCUGAGCCCCAGCGCCCCGGAGGCGGCGGCGCUGGGCGAGUCGGCUCCCGCAGCCCAAAGUCUCGCCUGCCGGCCGCGCAGUAGUGCGGGGCGUCGGGGCGCGGGGACAGGCAGCGUGGGUCCGCCGGCCGUGGCGACCCAACUCCGGCCCCGGCCCCGACCCCGGCCCCGGCCCCAGCCCCGACCGGCGUAAGUUGCGCCGGAGGCGGAGAGCCGGGCUCGCGGCCGGCGCGGGCCAUGCCGGCGGUCAAGAAGGAGCUCCCGGGCCGCGAGGACCUCGCCCUAGCCCUGGCCACCUUUCACCCGGCGCUGGCCGCCCUGCCGCUGCCGCCGCUGCCCGGCUACCUGGCGCCGCUGCCCGCCGCCGCCGCCCUGCCCCCGGCCGCCUCGCUGCCCGCCCCGGCCACCGGCUACGAGGCGCUGCUGGCCCCGCCGCUCCGCCCUCCGCGCGCCUACCUCAGCCUGCACGAGGCCGCCCCGCACCUCCACCUGCCCCGGGACCCGCUGGCCCUCGAGCGCCUGGCGGCCCCCGCGGCCGCGGCGCCGGACUUCCAGCCGCUGCUGGACAACGGCGAGCCCUGCAUCGAGGUCGAGUGCGGCGCGAACCGCGCGCUGCUCUACGUGCGCAAGCUGUGCCAGGGCAGCAAGGGCCCGUCCAUCCGCCACCGCGGCGAGUGGCUCACGCCCAACGAGUUCCAGUUCGUCAGCGGCCGAGAGACGGCCAAGGACUGGAAGCGCAGCAUCCGCCACAAAGGGAAAAGUCUGAAGACGCUUAUGUCCAAGGGGAUCCUGCAGGUGCACCCUCCGAUCUGCGACUGUCCCGGCUGCCGCAUCUCCUCCCCGGUGAACCGGGGACGGUUGGCAGACAAGAGAACGGUUGCCCUAACACCCACACGGGUCCUCAAGAAGGAACGGAACCCCAGCUUCUCCGCCAGCGAUGGUGACAGUGAUGGGAGUGGCCCAGCCUGUGGGCGGCGGCCAGGCUUGAAGCAGGAGGAUGACCCCCACAUUCAUAUCAUGAAGAGAAGAGUCCACACCCACUGGGACGUGAACAUCUCCUUCCGAGAAACCUCCUGCAGCCAGGACAGCCUUCCUGCCCUGCUAUCCAGCGUGCAUCGCAGCCGCCACCUCGUUAUGCCCGAGCACCAGAGCCGCUGUGAAUUCCAGAGAGGCAGUGUGGAGAUUGGCCUGGGACCCGCAGGUGACCUGUUGGGCAAGAGGCUGGGCCGCUCCCCGUACGCCAGCAGUGACUGCUCCGCGGAGAAGAAGGCCCGAAGCGAGUCCCCUCCAGAGGCCCUGCUGCUGCCGGACCUGGGGCCCAGUAUGGCCCCCGAGGACCACUACCGCCGGCUCGUGUCAGCCCUGAGUGAGGCUGGCGCCUGCGAGGACCCUCAGCGGCUGUACCACCUGGGCCUCCCCAGCCACGAUCUCCUGAGGGUUCGGCAGGAGGUGGCAGCUGCCGCGCUGAGGAGCCCCAGCGGCCUGGAAGUCCACCUGCCGUCAUCCCCAGCAGGCCAGCGCCGGAAGCAGGGCCUGGCCCAGCACCGCGACGGCGCUGCUCCAGCUGCUGCCCUGUCUUUCUCCGAGAGGGAGCUGUCGCAACCGCCCCCACUGCUGUCGCCCCAGAAUGCCCCUCACCUCGCCCUGGGCCCCCACAUCCGGCCUCCCUUCUUGGGGGUGCCCUCGGCUCUGUGCCAGACCCCAGGCUACGGCUUUCUGCCCCCCACCCAGGCCGAGGUGCUCGCCCGGCAGCAGGAGCUUCUGCGAAAGCAGAGCCUGGCCCGACUGGAGAUGUCUGCAGAACUGCUUCGCCACAAGGAGCUGGAGAGCACGCACCGGCCACAGCUGCUGGCGCCCGAGGCCACGCUGCGCGCCCCCGACAGCGCGGACGAGCUGCAGCGGCGCGGAGCCCUGCUGGUGCUGAAGCACAGCGCGGCGCCGCUGCUGGCCCUGCCGCCCCAAGGGCCCCCGGGCCCCGGCCCCCCAACCCCGCCCCGGGACCCGGCUCGCCGAGCACCCCGGAAGGCAGGUUCGGGCUCCGCUGAUCCCAGGCCCAGUGAGUCCAAAGACACCACAGGGUCCGGACUCUGGGCUCAAGAUGGGUCGGAGGAUGAGCCCCCAAAGGACUCCGAUGGAGAGGACCAGGAGGUGGCAGCCGCUGGAACCCAGGGCUCCACCCCAGGCCAAGCCCCAGGCGCAAGGAUUGGAGCGGAGAAGGGGCUUCUCUCAGGGUCCUCGCUGCCCCCUCCAUUACCCUUGGGCUUCCCCUACUUCCACACAGGCGCUGUGGGGGGGCUCUUCGCUGAUGGUGAGGCCACAGCCCCCGAGGACGUCAGCAAGUGGACGGUGGACGACGUGUGCAGCUUCGUGGGGGGCCUGUCUGGCUGCGGAGAGUACGCCAGGGUCUUCAAAGAACAAGGCAUAGACGGGGAGACCUUGCCACUGCUGACCGAGGAGCAUCUGCUGACCACCAUGGGGCUGAAGCUGGGGCCUGCCCUCAAAAUCCGGGCCCAGGUGGCCAGGCGCCUGGGCAGAGUCUUCUACAUGGCCAGCUUCCCCAUGGCCCUGCCGCUGCAGCCGCCAACCCUGCGGGGCCCCGAGCCGGAACUUGCCACAGGAGAGCAGCCUCUGUCCCCAGCAGCCACCUCCCCUUACGGGGGCACCCAGCCCUGCGCCAGCCGAGACUCACCCAGGCAGGAGAACGGCUCUGGGGCUUUGCUCCCUGGAGCCCCAGACCCCUCCCAGCCUCUGUGCUGAGCAGGGGGAGGUGGGGCCACUCAAACUCCCCAGCGCCAACCCCUUCCCCCACCUAUUUCUCCUGGUUUUGGACGAAAACACACAGAAUCUUUGAGAAGAAAGGAGCACGUUGCCGAACACUUUCUGUGGUGCCUGCAGAGCCUGGCGCUGAGGCCUGGCUGGGUCUGCAGAUGAACCAAAGACAGAGGUCGACCGGAGCAGGUGACGCCUCCCUCUGGAGCUGGCACUGUCCCCGGAGAUUCCCGACCUCAGGGUCAGCUUCCUCCACGAGGCUGAGGGGCAGCCGGCAGACUGCUCGGUGCUGGUCCCUUCCCCCAAGUCCCCACCGGGUCUGUACAGCGCUUGGCCCGCUUGGUCUGUUGUGCUAUGAAAAUAAAGCCCUGUGCACCCUGCGCA